UUAGUUCAUACCAUUUAACCUCCUUUGCAACGUCGUCGGAUCCUGCCCCCCCCCCCCCCCUUCUACUGACAUACGGCAUUCUAAAACCACACGUUUCACUGUGGUGCGCGAAACAUUUUCGUCCAUAACCCCAAUAGUUUCCGUCUUUUCCCACGAGGGCUUACACCAUCACUACCAUCAUGACACCCUCCGCCACCAACGGUGACGCCGCCGCCGCUUCGUCCCGGUUCCAUGCCUCCUCGACCAAAUCCGCCAUCGCGGCGGAGAACGAGUAUGCUGCCCACAAUUACCACCCCAUUCCCGUUGUCUUUGCCCGCGCCCAAGGAGUCAACGUCUGGGAUCCAGAGGGCAAGCACUAUCUCGAUCUCCUCUCUGCCUACAGCGCCGUCAACCAAGGCCACUGUCACCCGGAGCUGAUCAAAGCCCUGGCUGAGCAGGCUGGUCGCCUCACGUUGAGCUCGAGAGCCUUUUACAAUGAUGUGUUCCCCGUAUGGGCCGCAAAGGUCCGCGACCUCUUCGGCUAUGAUAUGGUGCUGCCCAUGAACACUGGUGCCGAGGCCGUUGAGACAGCUAUCAAGAUCGCGAGAAAGUGGGCAUACAAGGUCAAGGGGGUCCCACAGGGCAAGGCCCAUGUAUUCAGCGUGGCUGACAACUUCCACGGUCGAACGAUGACCGCCAUUUCAUUGUCUACCGAUCCGGAAUCGCGCGAUAACUAUGGGCCAUACGUUCCAAAUAUCGGUGCAAUCUGUCCUACGACGGGCAGGCAGAUCAGGUACAAUAACAUCUCGGAUCUGGAGAUCGUCCUAGAGGCGCAUGGGGCCGAGACGGCUGCUUUCAUUGUAGAGCCCAUCCAGGGUGAGGCAGGUGUUGUUGUGCCGGAUGACGACUAUCUUGCCAAAGUACAUGCGCUAUGCAAGAAGCACAAUGUCCUCUUCAUUUGUGACGAGAUCCAGACCGGCAUUGCCCGCACAGGCAAGAUGCUGUGUUGCAACUGGGCUGGAAUCAAGCCCGACAUUGUAACCCUUGGCAAAGCUAUCUCGGGCGGCAUGUACCCCGUCAGUUGCGUGCUUGCUGACAAGGACGUCAUGAUGGUUGUCGAGCCCGGCACUCAUGGGUCCACCUACGGCGGUAACCCAUUGGGCUGUGCUGUAUCUAUUCGUGCGUUAGAGCUGGUUGAGGAGGGUAAGCUUGCGGACCAGGCCGACCAUCUUGGCCGGAUUUUCCGUGAAGGCGUCGAAGCGUUCAAGUCUCCAAUUGUCCAGCAGGUCAGAGGCAAGGGGCUUCUCAAUGCUGUUGUCAUCGACGAGUCAGCGGCAGGGGGAAGGACCGCGUGGGAUCUUUGCAUGCUGCUGAAAUCGAAGGGUCUACUGGCCAAACCAACGCACGGGAACAUAAUCCGAUUCGCGCCACCCCUCAUUAUCACGGAGGAGGAACUGAAAAAGGCGCUCAGCAUCAUAGGGGAAGCAUUGACCGAGCUUCCGACUGCGGAGAAGGGUGAUGGUCACUAAUUACCAAGAAUGUCUGGAUGGAAGGAUUAUACAGACUGGAGGGAGGUGGGGGAUUCUUCGGGCCUCGGGGCUGGAACAAGGUUAGGUACAUAACCUCGACUCAGAGAGCUAAUAAAAGCUCGGCGCGUUCGCAAGCUCAACCAGCUUCAUCGCGCAGGUUUUUGGGUUUUUGGGUUUUUCUUUCUUUCUUUCUUUCUCUCCCUACCCGUGUAUAUCACGGGAGUGGGAAAACGAUGCGAACUGUUGGAUACUACUAUACACACUGGUUUGUCUCGUAGGACGGGGUCGUUUGGAUCGUACCUCAUCCUGACUAGGAAAAAUCUGGGUAGCCUCUCUUCCCUACCAUAGAAUAUUGGAGUCUAUGAAUCAAUACCCCCUCAGCACAGAUCAGUUGGAAAACAAAAGUGAGCCGACAAGAUAAAACGAAAGAUUCUG
Messenger RNA from Pyricularia oryzae 70-15, 1943 nucleotides. Its product is annotated as ornithine aminotransferase. Bases 180 to 1508 code for a protein of 442 amino acids. The record is from RefSeq and is a predicted model, not a curated record. NCBI's taxonomy places the organism in Eukaryota, Fungi, Ascomycota, Sordariomycetes, Magnaporthales, Pyriculariaceae. Gene Ontology annotation, molecular function: identical protein binding; L-ornithine transaminase activity; pyridoxal phosphate binding. The transcript has 3 exons. Gene Ontology annotation, cellular component: cytoplasm.